Molecule: messenger RNA, 1422 nt
Organism: Heterotrigona itama
Lineage: Eukaryota; Metazoa; Arthropoda; Insecta; Hymenoptera; Apidae
Source: the annotation of a GenBank genome assembly
GAAGCCGGAUUGGCAAGUAUCGAGAGUGCCCUCCUGGAUGUGAAGACUCAUCUGGCUGCGAGUAUUUCCAGGCUGCGCAUCGGCGGCUCUGCCCUCAACCUCGAGACUUUGGUAGAGACCGAGUAUUUAGUCAAAAUGAAAAAAAAAAAGAAAGAAAAUGAACGACGCGUUAUGUACGUGCUUACGUUGAUGUUACCUUCCAAAUCCGAAAGACGAGCUGCUGCCGAGUCGUUUGCGCGUCAUCGAAGGAAUUGCUUGGGGCGCGCGAGCCACGAUCGCUACCGGAUGGAUAAACAGCACAAGAGUCGUCGGGAAGAGUUCCUGCAGGAGAUGUCGAAAUUGAAGUUGAUCCAUCGCGAGAGCGGAUCGAAUCAAGCGACUGAACUCGAAGAACACGAGUUUACGUUCGAUCCGAUUUGCCCGAAGGUGGUUCAUUUGCACGAGGGCAUGCGGGAAACGUUGGCUACUUCAGAUCUCAUUCGCGAUCAUCGCUUCGUGUUUCUAGAGAGGUCGUUGUGCAUGGGCGCGGCAGCGUUGGUCCAGGCGAUUCGCGUCGGUAGAUUUUACGGUCCGGUCAUCCUGACGCACUCUCUCGCGCCUCGACACACUGGAUAUCUGGCUGGCCUCCUGGCUGACAUCGACCACGCUGGGAAACUUUUGGUUUACGGAGCUGGCGACCGUCGUUGCGAGUACGAGACCUACCUGACAGAUCUUGGCGUUACGUUGCAACGGUGUCGUGUUUCUUCUCAAAGGUACGUGUCUCAUCCGGCGACGAGUGAAUCCGAGAGGGCCACUGUAGUGUUGGCAAUGCCCUCAUGCACCUAUACAGGCGUUCGAGAUAUCGUCGAUCUUGCAGUGGCACGGGGAGGAGACAUGGAUCUUCUCGAAUCAUUAACAGAUGGCUAUGCCAACAGCGUUUACGACGACGAUAACAACGAGAAAAGUUAUGACCGCGAGCAGUGGCAUUCCUUCUUGACCGAUCAAAUGUCUACUUUGAAAUAUACUUUGACCAGGCCGAAUGUACAGUUUGUCGUGUACGAGGUGCACACUAUUUUACCGUCAGAGACGACGGAGAUGGUUCGAGAGGUGGUAGAUUGCGUGAAUCGAAUGGCUGUGGAAAAAUACAUUCGCGAGCAUUCGAUUCCAGACAGUGACCUCUUCGAAGUGGGCAGCAUCGACGACAUUUACGGGGAAAACGUCAGCCGGAUGUUAGAUCCAGGAUGCUUCCUCGCGGUGAUAAAGCGAAAGGAAAUCGUGCAAUUCGACUCGCUGUUUAUGAUCAAGGUAGCGGAAUCGAAGGGUUUGUUUGGCGACCCGAACAAGGCACAACGGCCAUCGAAGCACGAGUCCGUCCUCGAUCGUUCGAUUAAACAAUCCUCGCGGAAACGAACGAAGCGCGCCAAGGUUUGGUUCCCCUUCUGA